CGCAAACAUACGAAUACUUUAUCGGAAUAUAAAUACAUGUGUGUGUGUGUACGCCCACAUUUGUAAAUUCUUGUAGAACCCAACCAUACACAAUCGCAAUCACAGUCGCGAGAAGAGUAACGUUACGUUCGUCGUCCAUAGCCACUCGAUUACGUUCUGGCAAAUAAAUUAGUCGCAGCUGAUGCAACUCCAGCUUAAGUUCUACGCGUAGUUUCCGCAACAAGCCAGUACCAAUCCAUUCACCAUGUCCGACGAUUUCGAUGGCUGCGAGUGCGUUUGGUCGCACGAAUUCGCCAUGCAGCGUCUCAUAAACUUUAUUCGUCAAAACCAGAACUCUUGCACAGACACCGAGUGCAUCGACGUUAGCGGACGCUUGCAGCCGACUGGAUCGGGGAGUGAUGAUGGCAAUGGCUUCUUCGUUGCUAUGGUCUUCAUGAUACUGGCCAUGUUCAUGUACGUUGUGAAUCCGGGUACCUGGGGCCGUCUUGGUCUGAGGAGCAACACCAAGAACACUCGUCGCGACAACAACCAGGAUGGAGCACCUCCUCCACCCCAGCCACCGCCACCGGCAAUCAACUAGGUGCCGGGAAGCUGCUGAACGCCAAAACAAUUUGCAUUUUUUGGUUUUAUCAUUACGAGCAGUUAGACAAAGGACACAAAACACAAGAUUCAAGGACAGGUAUCAAACAUCAUAUACGAGAGAAGGAGAUACAAGCAAACACGUAACAUCAGUUCGAUUUAGCCUAGUUCAUGGGAUCAGACAAAGAUUAGAUCAAUUAAACAGCACAACACACCACACACAUAUUCUGUACAAGUGAAACACCGCAGACGCGCGCACACAGACACAAAGAAAAACACACAGAAAUACAUACACAAAUCCUAUAAUCAAAUUACAAGUUGGACGCUGACUCGUGUAUUGGCAAACUAAAUUGUUAAAAACUUAA
Molecule: messenger RNA, 944 nt
Organism: Drosophila obscura
Lineage: Eukaryota; Metazoa; Arthropoda; Insecta; Diptera; Drosophilidae
Product: small integral membrane protein 14
Exons: 4
Coding region: 245-580 (111 amino acids)
Cellular component (GO): endoplasmic reticulum
Source: RefSeq, a predicted model, not a curated record